CCACUAAAUCCCAUAGCCCAAGCCAGCAAACGGCACCAUUUGGGUUAACAGCCCAAGCCAGCAAGCGGCAUUUUCCUGCAAAGAGAUGUAGGAAACUCGAAAUGUACAACAAACACUUGCCUUCUCCUUGAAAAAAUCAAAGCUAAUUCUGCACUAAAUUGGAGAAAUACUAAGUGAGAUUUCCAACAAAGGAUAUUAAAAUCCGUAAAAAAGGCAUGUCGAAAUUGUGGGCGAGAUUUGCAGGAAUAUUCAGUAGCAAGAAUUUUAUAGGGAUAGAUAAAGCAGGCAAUCGUUAUUUUAAAAGAACAGAAGAGCUUGAUGGUGUCAUGAAGGAAAAGAGAUGGGUGACAUUCAAAGGAGAGGAAGAUCCAACCUCCAUUCCAGUUGAAUGGAUAUGUUGGUUGAAUGGACAACGGAAGAGUGCUCCAACUCCAGAGGAAAUGGCUGAGUUGGAGGCCAGAAGGGAAUUUGUUAAACUUAAUAUUGCUCGUCUCAAGAAGGAAGAGGAGGAAAGAAAGGCCAAAGAAGGCAAGCGGAAAGCCACAAACAUUGGUAAAGCUGAUGGCCCAGAUUUAAAGAGUUUCGUUCAACAAUUUCCAGAUGCUUCAGAAGGUGAUAAAACCGCAGAAACAUCUGAUACACAGAAUGAAAAAAGUUGCUACAGAUGUGUGGAAUAUGUUCCUCACUUUGUUUGGUUUGCAAUGGGUUAUACCUCGCACUGUCAGGGAAGUUUUGUCUGUUGGAGUUCUUGGAAAAUUGGGAAGGCCAUCAGAAGAAUCUGGUCUAUGGUCCCUGCUUGCAUUUUGUGGUGCUUAUGGUUGGAAAGGAACCAAAGAUGUUUUCAUGGUCGACAGAGCCAACUGGUUCCGGUGAAUCCUUUAGACCAGGAACAUGGCAACCUCCAACAUGAGAUCACUCAAACACAAUGGUAGCCUUUAUUUUUCUCUUGAUGUUCUAUUAUAGUCACCAGAUGACUGCAGAAGUUGAAGACAACGAAUUAAGGCCACAUAGUGUGGCAGUCUCAUUCUUUUUCCGCACGGAUUUUUGCUCAGAACUAUUGUUUCCGGCCUUCUUGUUUACCCGUUUCAGAGUCUUGCAGUUUUUGGUGGAACAAAAACUUUUCGAUGAGUAAUCCUCACCCUUUUUCCCUUAGAUGUACUGUAAAGUUCUGCUAUAAGGGUAAGUUCCUGACAGAAGCAAAAGGAAUAGAGUGCUAUAUAUUAGGAAUAUUAUACACUCCAGAGGCUCUCUUGCUUGUUUAGCCGACCUGUAUCUUGUGAAAAAUUACUCAGCUUUUCCAUCUAACAAUUUUGUGACUAAUUCGUGUUUUCGAUAAUUGUUUUCUAUGGAAGCUAAUUGUUUUCUAUGUAA
Molecule: messenger RNA, 1371 nt
Organism: Lycium barbarum (goji berry)
Lineage: Eukaryota; Viridiplantae; Streptophyta; Magnoliopsida; Solanales; Solanaceae
Exons: 10
Coding region: 216-932 (238 amino acids)
Biological process (GO): mitochondrial respiratory chain complex I assembly; response to oxidative stress
Cellular component (GO): membrane
Source: RefSeq, a predicted model, not a curated record